Molecule: messenger RNA, 1898 nt
Organism: Panicum virgatum (switchgrass)
Lineage: Eukaryota; Viridiplantae; Streptophyta; Magnoliopsida; Poales; Poaceae
Product: patatin-like protein 3
Exons: 3
Coding region: 198-1589 (463 amino acids)
Biological process (GO): lipid metabolic process
Source: RefSeq, a predicted model, not a curated record
GGCGCCUUCCAAUUCCAACACUGGUGUGGCUGCCCUGCGCCCACCGCCCACCGCCCACCGCCCAGCUAUAAGGCCGCACGGCGGGGCCGUGAGCGCGCUGGGCAGUCGAGACAUCACCACCCCUACCGACAGCUCGCCACUCUCCUACUCACCCCCACCCGUCUAGUCCAUCACGAGCGAGCCCAGCGGCUGCAGAUAUGGCGUCGCCUCCGGCCGACGUGGACCUGGGCAAGCUCAGCUACGAGAUCUUCUCCCUGCUCGAAAGCAAGUUCCUGUUCGGCGGCGCGGCCGGCGUCGGCUCCGUGCCGGGCACGCCGGCGCGGGCGGCCGCCGGGGAGGACAGGGGCCGGGUGCGGGUGCUCGCGAUCGACGGGUGCGGGCCGGGCCCCGGCGACGCGCUGCUGGCGGCGGUCGCGCUCGCGAGGCUGGAGGCCGCGCUGCGGGAGCGCGCCGGGGACCCCGACGCGCGCGUCGCCGACUUCUUCGACGCCGCGGCGGGGGCCGGCGCCGGGGGCGUGCUGGCGGCGAUGCUGUUCCUCAGGGGGGAGGACGGGCGCGCGCGGUACACGGCGGCGGACGCGCUGGCGUUCGUGGCGGCGAGCCUCGGGAGGCGGCAGGGGGGCUGGUGGGGCGGCGACGGCGCGCGGCGGAGCCGGUGGGCGGCCCUGCUGUUCCGCCGCGGGGAGCGGUCCCCGCUGCGCCGGGUGUUCGGGGACGCCACGCUCAGGGACACCGUCGCGCCGCUGCUCGUGCCCUGCUACGACCUCGCCACGGCGGCGCCGUUCCUCUUCUCCCGCGCCGACGCCGUCGAGAGCGACAGCUUCGACUUCCGCCUCCGCGACGUCUGCGCGGCCACCUGCGGCGGCGGGGCCGCCGCAGCCGCCGUCCGGUCGGUGGACGGGCGCACGGCCAUCGCCGCGGCGUCGGGGGGUGUCGCGGCCAUGGGCAACCCCGCCGCGGCCGCCAUCACGCACGUGCUCCACAACAAGCAGGAGUUCCCGCUCGCCGUCGGCGUCGACGACCUCCUCGUCGUGUCCAUCGGCUCCGGGUCCUCCGCCGCCGCCGCCGUAGCCGCAAGCGCCACCCCUUCCGCCGGCUGGCGGACGCCCAUCCCGCCGCGCUCGCCGUCGCCCGCCGAGAUGGUCCGCCUCACCGCCGAGGGCGUCGCCGACAUGGUCGACCAAGCAGUGGCCAUGGCGUUCGGGCACACGUGCGGGCGCAACUACGUUCGUAUCCAGGCGGCGUCGCCGGCGUGCUCCGGGAAGAAGGCGCUGAGCUCGCUGGACGCGAGGAAGGCGGUGGCGGCCGCCGACGGCAUGCUGACGCAGCGGAACGUGGAGGCGGAGCUGUUCCGCGGGCGGCGCCUGUCGGAGAAGUCGAACCGGGAGAAGCUGGACGCGUUCGCGGCGGAGCUGGUGAAGGAGCAGGAGCGGCGGGCGCGCAGCCCGGGCCUGCCCAACGUGGUGAUCAAGCAGGCGGCGGCGACACCGCGGCCGUCGUCGGCCACCACCGCCUCCUCGGCCACCGCCACCGCCCGCACCGCCUCCACCAUGCCGUCCCCGGCGUCGCAGGGCUCGUACGGCCACUAGCCGCCGCCGCGCGCCGCCGUCCGUUCUAAGUUUUGUACAUGCCGUGGACAGAGGAAAGGGGGCUCUUCUUCCUUCGUUUUUUUUCCUUCCUUUCUUUUCCCGAUCUUUCAUUUCUUCCACGCCCUCGGGUCGCCGACACGUGGGCCAGGCCGGCAACGAGCUUGAACUAAGUUAUGCGAUAUGGGCAAGUAAAAGUAACUUAUAUGCCAAUCGACGAAGGAUCAGAGCAGAAUCUCAUCGAGUUUUUCCAAAGUUCAGACGACGGUGAUAAAAGUCUAACUUACCAAUGAUCAAUGGUGUUCACUGAAA